AUGAUUAUAAAAAAACAUUUUACACGUUCUCACAAAAACAAUACUACCAGUAUUACUUCUAACUCUUUAGAACUAUCAAAUGAGAGUGACACUGAAUUAUUUGAUACACAAUUUACAAGUCAAGUGUCUGAUGAUAGCACAACUUCAUCAAACUAUUUUCCACUGUCUGAUCCUCAAGAACAAUGUAAAAACAAUAAAUUAUAUCAAACAAAAAAUUUUAAGCAAACUACUUUAGAUUAUGCUUUACAAGUUCCCGAUAUUGAAGACAUAUUAAAUAAGCAAGUCCUAUGUGAAAUAAUUAUGAUUAAUUUAGAUAGGCACGAAGAAAACUGUAAUAAAAUUUAUAGCAUUUCAACAUCAACUACACAUCUUGGCGAAUAUUUAAAUACAGUGUAUCGGAUUUUUUCUUCACAACAAUAUAAAAAAAACCCCAAAGGGCAAACAGUAGUUGAGUCAGAUACAUGGAUAGUUGAGGAUUGCCAAGCUUUAACAGUCGUGAAGGAACAAAAAUUUCAGCAAUUUUGUCAUGAAAUGGAUCCUUGGUUUAAAAUUCCUGGACUAGCAUUAAUUAAAAAAAAAAUUCAAGAAUCUGUUCUUUUUGCUGAAAGUCAGCUACGUGAUUUUAUAAAAAAUACAAUGGAAACGUUUUCAUUUACAACAGAUAUGUGGACUAGCAUGUAUUGUCCUUAUGUUGGUAACAUACGUGACAAAUUAAUUGGAGAAACAACUGAUAAUGACAAAUUAAUUGUCAAAGAAAUAAGACUUCUUGGAGUUCCCCAUAUUCGCUAUACUGCACAUACCAUUCAGCUAGCUAUUAAAAAUGGGCUUAAUACUUGUGAUGAUCUUUUAUCUAAAGUUAUGAAAUUAAAUAAUUG
Scutellospora calospora is the source of this 875-nucleotide messenger RNA. Lineage: Eukaryota; Fungi; Glomeromycota; Glomeromycetes; Diversisporales; Gigasporaceae. The record is from the annotation of a GenBank genome assembly.